AUGGUCCAAAAACCAUUUCCAAGCAACCGAGACAAGCGCAGCUACGAUACGUUUGAGCUACUUCAUCUGGACAUCUGCGGGCCCAUGGAAAAGGAUUCGCUCGGUGGCAGCAAAUAUUUGCUGCUGAUCAUCGACGAAGCCAGUGGAUGCAUGAAGGGCUUUUGUCUACGAGUGAAGUCCGAGAGUGAAGACUACAUCCGGAAAUAUAUCACCAUGGUACAGACGCAAUUCUGUAAGAAGGUCAAGUUCGUGCGACACGACGGAGCUCGCGAGUUUGCAACCAACUCGCUUCAACUGUUCUACGAAGACGAAGGCAUUGAACAGCAGACAACGGUGCCGUAUGCACAUCAAACAAACGGAACAGCAGAGCGUGCCAUUAGGACUAUUGUCACGAUCGGCCGCAGCAUGCUUCAUCAUGCCAAACUGGACAAGUGUUUCUGGGCCGAAGCAGCGAUGACGGCCAUCUACGUCAAGAAUCGACUGCCGUCACCUAAAGUCGUGCACAAGACCCCGUUUGAGAUCGUCUACAACUUGAAACCAAGCGUCAAGCACAUGCGAACAUUCGGGUGUCAGACAUACAUACUGACGCCUAAAGAGAAUCGACUCAAGUGGGAUCCAAAGGCUCGCGCUGGCAUAUUCGUGGGCUACGAAGAAGUUUCGAAGGCAUAUCGUGUUUAUGACAUCGAGGCGGGGCAGGUGGUUAUCAGCCGCGAUGUCAACUUCGACGAGUCCACCUUUGGACUUCAACUGCCGAUCACUGAUGAAGAUGUCGAUGACCUGGACUUCGAAUUGCUGGAUCUUGAUGACGAAGAGCUGCGUCAAAUGGAGUACAAGCAAACAGGCAAGCGCAAGAACCGACUCAAUGAUGAAGAUACAGCAGCUCCACGACCGCGUGCAGUGCGUCAACGACCAGGACUAGAAGAGUCAAGCGCGCCGGAAAACAACUCGUCACGACAAGAAGAAGACGAAGAAACGAAGGAUUCUGGUGAUUCAACACCGCCUGUGUUUUGGCGUGCGAGUGCAAAUGCCGUUGAAGCAGCAGUGGACUUAUCAGAACCCUCAACAUUUGAAGCAGCAGUAAGCGGCCCUGACCAAGUGCACUGGAGAAAAGCAAUUCAUGCAGAGCUCGAGUCAAUGCGACUUCGCGGUGUGUUUCGUGCAGCCAAGCUGCCCAACGGACAACGCGCCAUUGGCACAAAAUGGGUGUUCAAGAUCAAGCGCAAGGCGGAUGGGUCAAUCGAGAAGUACAAGGCACGACUUGUGGCCAAGGGUUUCCGCCAAAAGUAUGGCAUCGACUACACGGAGACGUUUUCGCCUGUGGUCAAGUAUGUGACGCUGCGAAUGGUGAUCGCAAUUUCCAAGCAUUUUGGAUGGCCCAUCGACCAGCUUGAUGUGGUGACAGCUUUCCUGUAUGGCGUCAUGAAGGAACAAGUGUUCUGCGUGAUUCCUGAAGGCGUCGAACUUGACAGUACGUUCGACUGCCUGGAAUUGGUGAGGUCAAUUUACGGCCUCAAGCAAGCGUCGCGAGUGUGGAACGAGACGUUCGACGAGUAUGUGUGCUCCAUCGGAUUUCAAGUAUCGGACUUCGACCCAUGUUGUUGA
Molecule: messenger RNA, 1602 nt
Organism: Peronospora matthiolae
Lineage: Eukaryota; Oomycota; Peronosporomycetes; Peronosporales; Peronosporaceae
Source: the annotation of a GenBank genome assembly